GCGGAAGCACGUCACUGCGCCGACGCGGGAAACACACGAUUGAGUGCAUGCAGUCAAAACAAUCUGCAACUUCUGUUUACGUGAAGCUUACUGCCUUAUCUUGUGCUACAAGUCAAAGCACUGGUCCAAAAUGUCUAAGAUUGAAAAGAUGAGUAUCCUGGGAGUAAGGAGCUUUGGAGUUGAGGAUAAAGACAAACAAGUGAUCACCUUCUUCAGCCCCCUGACUGUCCUUGUGGGACCUAAUGGAGCUGGGAAAACGACCAUCAUUGAGUGUCUCAAGUACAUCACUUCAGGAGACUUUCCACCAGGAAGUAAAGGAAACACAUUUGUCCAUGAUCCCAAAGAUGCUCAUGAGACAGAUGUCCGGGCACAGAUCAGACUCCAGUUUAGAGACGUGAAUGGCGAUCCUGUGGCAGUCCAGAGGUCUAUGCAAAGCACACAGAAGGGCAAGAAAACUGAGUUCAAAACUCUUGAGGGUGUCAUUACAAGAAUCAAGCAUGGAGAAAAAGUGAGCCUGAGCUCUAAAUGUGCUGAAAUAGACCGUGAGAUGAUCUCAGCACUGGGCGUCUCCAAGGCUGUUAUCAAUCAUGUCAUCUUCUGCCACCAAGAGGAGUCCAACUGGCCUCUCAGUGAAGGAAAGGCCCUCAAGCAGAAGUUUGAUGACAUUUUCUCAGCCACAAGGUACAUUAAGGUAUUGGAGACUUUGCGGGCGCUGAGGAUGAAGCAGACCAGCAUUGUUAAAAGCUGCCAGAUGGAGCUCAAGUACCUGAAACAAAACAAAGAUAAAGCCCAAGAGAUUAGAGAACUGCUGUCUACUAAAGAGGCUCAGCUGUCUUCCUGUAAAGAAAGUGUCCAACGCAUCGAGAGUCAGAUUGACCCACUGAAGAAUCAACUGAAUGAGAUUGACAACAGCCUCAACAAAGUGAAUGAGCUGGCUAAUAAGAUCAAAACUCUGGAAAGCAGGAAGAAACAGAUGGAGGAUGAUAACCGGGACCUAGAGGAAAAGAUUGAACAGGUGUUUCAGGGCUCAACUGAUCAGCUGGAGGACAUGUAUCAGAACCACAGGAGGACGGUGGAAGAGAAGGAGCAGAGACUUGCGGAGUGUCGGCGUGAGUUUGAACAGGCCAGUCAAGAAUGCCAGAGGAUGAGCCGCGACAAAUCUAACCUGCUAGUUGAGCAAGGCCGUCUUCAGACACAGGCAGAUAGGCACACAGAAAACAUUAAAAAGAGGGACACUCAGGUCAAGACUUUAGCAUGUUUCCUGGAGUUGGGGGGUUAUGACCAAACCCCUCUUAGUGAACGACAGCUCCAGAGCUUCCACAGGCAAGUCGAAGAGUGACUCAAAAAGGACUCAGAGGCCCUCAACCAAACUAUGCAUGAUAUGCAGGAGAAAGUGGCACAGAAGCAACAAAGCAUUGAUGACCUCCGAGAUAAGAAGACAGGUCUAGAGAGAACUAUUGAUAUCAAGAGAGACAUACAGGCCAAGAAACAACAGGAACUGAAAAACAUCAAGUCUGACCUCCAAAGACUGGAGGGCUCCUCAAGCAGACUACAGGAGCUGGACACUGAACUUCAGAAAGUGGAGUGUGAGCUUGAUAAUGCCAUGCAGGCCUAUACGGUGGACAGCCUAAAGGCAGAAGAAAUUGAACUACAGAAGGAGAAAACUGAACUGGAUCAGGCCCAGCGCAGACUAGACCAGGAGAUGGAAUUGCUGAACACACACACUGCAGAACGCACACAGAUGGACAUGCUCAAAAACACAGAGGUGAGUGCACAAGAGCAAGUGAGUAAGAUCAAGUUGAGACAUAAUAAAAAGCUGGUGUCUCUGCUGGGACACUUUCCAAGCAAGAAAUAUCUAGAAGACUGGAUCUACUCCAAAUCCAAAUACAUCGACUCCACCAGAGAGCAGCUCAGCGAAAUGAACAAGGAGCUUGCAUCCACAGAACAGAAGAAGACUCACUUAACUGCAGAAAUUAAACAAAAGGAAGAGCAGCUGGCCAGUUCUGAAGAGAGACUUUUUAAAGUGUGCGGCAGUCAGGACUUUGAGUCGGACUUAGACAGACUGGAGGAUGAGUGGAAUAAGUGUUCCAAACAGAUAGCCAUGCUGACUGGUGCCACAGCCAUGUACAGUCAGUUCAUCAGUCAGUUGACGGAGGAGGGCGAGCCCUGCUGUCCCGUAUGUAAGCGUGUGUUCCCGUCAGAAGCAGAGCUCCAGGACGUCAUUAAUGACAUGCAGUCCAAGCUACGUCUUGUCCCAGACAAACUAAAGAACACUGAGGAUGACCUGAAAAGUAUGAAGAGCAAGCGUGAUGAAAUGAUGGAACUGAAGCCCAUCAGACAGUCCUUAGCGAAGCUCCAGGAGAAAGAGCUGCCAGAGCUCAGAAAUGAACUCCAGAGUGUGAAUCGAGACAUUGAGAAGCUGAAAGGAGACAUUGAGGAGCAGAAGACACUGUUGUGCACACUGAGGUCUGAGGAAAUCACAGCUAAAGACUGUUUGCAGGACAUAUUACUCAUGGAUCGCUAUGAGCUUGAAUUGAAGGAUGUAGAGAGAAAGAUCGCUCAACAUGCAGCAAAGUUGCAGGGAGUUGACCUCAGCCGCACCAUGCAGCAGGUCAGCCAGGAGAAACAAGAGAACCAACACUGCCUGGACACCAUCUGCAAUAAGAUGGAGCUGAAGAGGAAACGUCAGCAGCUGGAGGAGCAGCGUGCGGAGUUCACCACUGAGAUCCAAACACUCGACAGAGACAUUCGAGAUGCAGAAGAGCAGGUGUCUCCUCUAGCAGCCACUCUGGAGAAGCUCCAGCAGGAGAAACAGGACCUUGCUGAGCAAAGAAGGCAGAAACAGGAGGACGGACAGGAAAAGAUAAAUACAAUAAAGGAAAAGGAUAAAAACGUGACCCUCCUUGAAAUAGAGAUCAACGAGUACAUAAAAGAGGGCAAAGACGGCUACAAAGAGCAAAAUAAAACUAAGCUAUGUGAGGUGGACAAACAACUACAUGAGGUUGAAAAACAGCGAGAGAAGAUCAGUAAAGAGAUGGACGACAUUAGACAAGAUAUUGACACUCAGAAGGUUCAAGAGUGCUGUUUACAGGACAACUUGACCUUACGGAAGCGCAUGGAGGAGCUAAAAGAGGUGUCCAGAAAUCACGAAGACUUGGUUAAGGAGAUAGGCAACAUGCAAGUUCAGCAACUGCGCAAUGAGAAGCAAGAAGUGGAGCAAAAGUUGGAGGACCUGAAAAAGAGCCGCAGUGAGGCUCUCGGUCGACAAAAAGGCUACGAGGAGGAGAUCCUCCAUUUUAAUAAUGAGCUCAGUGAGGACCAAUAUUGCCAGGCAGAGGAUCACUACAGAGACAAAAUGGUUGUGAUGAGAACAACAGCGUUGGCCAUUAAGGACCUGGACAUCUACUAUAAAGCCCUAGACCAAGCAGUAAUGAAGUUUCACAGGAUGAAGAUGGAGGAGAUUAAUAAAAUCAUCAGAGAUUUAUGGCGGAGCACGUAUAGAGGACAAGACAUUGAGUACGUGGAGAUACGCUCUGAUGAGGAUAAGAACACCUCUCCUGACCUGAAAAGAAGGACCUAUAAUUAUAGAGUGGUGAUGGUCAAAGGAGACAUUGCUUUGGACAUGCAUGGACGUUGCAGUGCUGGACAAAAGGUUCUCGCCUCUCUCAUAAUACGGUUGGCUCUGGCUGAGACGUUCUGUCUGAACUGUGGGAUUCUGGCACUGGAUGAGCCCACCACCAACUUAGACAGAGAGAAUAUAGAGUCUUUGGCAUAUGCACUGGUGGAGAUAAUCAAGAGUCGUUCUUACCAGCGCAAUUUCCAGCUCCUUAUUAUCACCCACGAUGAGGAUUUUGUGGAGCUCCUGGGACGAUCCAACUAUAUGGAGUAUUUUUACAGAAUCAGGAAGAACCAGGACCAGUGUUCAGAGAUCACGAUGUGUAACAUCAACACUCUCUACCUGCACUGAUACAUCAGAUCAGAUGAGAGAAGAAAGACUGAGUUCAGUUUUGGACAGUUGUUAAGCAUCAUCCAAACAUCAGCCACCCUACCAAAAAGGAAUGUUGGCCCUCUUGUAAAUUUACCUGACUUCUUUCAGAUGAAAUGCAUUAAACAUAUUCUUAAUAAGAAUAGAGAAAUAUAUGUCAUUAAUAUCUGUAAAAUAAGUAACUUUAGCCAAUUUUGUUUAAAUGAUGGAUUGCACAAGUGAAUACACCCUAGAUUUAAUUCUACAAAGUGUAAUAUUCUAGUACUUGUGUCCUCCAUAACUCUAAGUAUACUGUUCUGAACCUUCUUGGCGCUGAGUGUACAAGUUCAUGACAAAUUGUCACAUCUGUCCUGAUUAACUCCUGGAGGAUGACAUCCUUAAAUGCCUUGGUCUUUAAUGGGAAGUGUUGCUCAGCUUGUCGCUGCAGAAUUCCCCAUAGGUGCUCAAGAGUGUUAAGAUUGGGUGAAAUAUAUGUCCACUGAAGGAUUUUCACCUUGGGAGAAUGAAUAUCUUCAUUGUCAUGUUAAAAAAUGCCCAACAAUGCAGGGAUUGAGGAGAGGGUAGCAUCUUCUAUUUCUGGUUUUUGUAUUCCAUCACGUCGUGUGUGAAUUAAUAACAGCGCUGACAACUUCCGCACACCUCCAGCACUCAUACAUUCCUAUACAAGAUUUACUACCACUGAACGUCACUGUGGGAACCAGCCACUUCUCAAUGUACUCCUCCUCUAGCAACACCAUGACAUUUUGGAUGCUGUUAGAUCUGAAAUGAUUCACUUGGUCUCAUGAGACUGUAGGGCCAUUCCCAGAAGUCUAUAUUUUGAAAAAGCUAAAUAAGUUUCUUGUGCUUAGGCUACAGUAGGUAGUUCUGGUGUGGAUAAACAACCAUGCAUGUUACUUCUGCAGGCUGCGUCAUACUCUGUGAGAUGAAGUGUCAGUCUUUUUAUAGCUUUUGCCAGCUCUGAGACAAUUUCUUGGUGUUUCUCCUGCUCUUUUUCUAGCAGAAACUCACUCAUCAUUAAAUGAAAGCUUAAACUGAAGACCUCAUUACUUCAGGGGCCUUGUCACAAGUCAAUUGUUUUUGAAUUUCUGUUACUUUUGCUAUACUUUCACAUUUAAAACAAUAAUUUGCUAUUCCUCUUGUACCAUUGUAAUCUUUUAUACUAAGAAAUAAAUAUCUCUUGACAAUU
Molecule: messenger RNA, 5171 nt
Organism: Labeo rohita (rohu)
Lineage: Eukaryota; Metazoa; Chordata; Actinopteri; Cypriniformes; Cyprinidae
Gene: rad50
Product: RAD50 homolog, double strand break repair protein
Exons: 26
Biological process (GO): telomere maintenance via recombination; telomere maintenance via telomerase; chromosome organization involved in meiotic cell cycle
Cellular component (GO): Mre11 complex; nucleus; condensed nuclear chromosome
Molecular function (GO): single-stranded telomeric DNA binding; double-stranded telomeric DNA binding; ATP hydrolysis activity
Source: RefSeq, a predicted model, not a curated record